AUGGCUAGCACACGAAACGCUCUUGCAAAGGCCCUCAAAAAGCUUCACCAGCCCCAUCGCCCUAUCAUCUUAGCAAAUGUUUAUGAUGGAGCCUCCGCUAAAGCCGUUGCAUCCUUACCGAAUUCGAAAGCGAUAGCAACAGCAAGUUACGCCGUCGCAGAGGCUGCGGGCACGAAAGACGAAGACUUGAGUCACCAAGAAAUUGUCCGGUCAGCGAAAGCUAUUGCCAGCUCGAUUCAAAGCUUUGGCAAGCCUUUAACUAUCGAUAUAAGAGACGGAUACGGAGAAAAACUUGAAUCCACAGUAAAAGAGCUCGUGGAAGCUGGGAUUGUAGGUGUCAAUCUCGAAGAUUUUGACAAUGAGACAAAAGAAAUGUACAGCAUGUCAGAAGCAGCGGAUCGAAUCAAAAACGUACUCAGCACCGCAAAAGCUGCCGGCAUGCCCGAUUUUGUGGUUAAUGCGAGAUGCGACACUCUGGUCAACAAUGGAAGUCUCGACGAGGUGAUAAGACGCGGUCAAGCAUACCUUGAUGCUGGUGCAACCACCGUUUUUGUUUGGGGAGGCUCAAGCCGAGGAGGUAUUUCCAAAGAUGAAGUGAUCAAGCUAGUGGAAGCAUUCAAUGGGCGUUUGAACGUUUUGAAGUCUUCCACGAACGGCCUUUCUACGAAAGAGCUAGCGACUAUUGGAGUUGCUCGGAUUAGUGUUGGGCCCGCACUUCAACUUGCAGCUCUGGAAAAGAUCAGAGAAGUUGCCAAGUCACUCCUUGAGCUUUAG
Molecule: messenger RNA, 774 nt
Organism: Penicillium lagena
Lineage: Eukaryota; Fungi; Ascomycota; Eurotiomycetes; Eurotiales; Aspergillaceae
Product: isocitrate lyase/PEP mutase family protein
Exons: 1
Coding region: 1-774 (257 amino acids)
Molecular function (GO): catalytic activity
Source: RefSeq, a predicted model, not a curated record